Amblyraja radiata (thorny skate) is the source of this 1206-nucleotide messenger RNA. RefSeq names its product zinc finger protein 229-like. The annotation marks the transcript as partial. Gene Ontology annotation, molecular function: RNA polymerase II cis-regulatory region sequence-specific DNA binding; DNA-binding transcription repressor activity, RNA polymerase II-specific. Gene Ontology annotation, cellular component: nucleoplasm. The transcript has 3 exons. Gene Ontology annotation, biological process: regulation of transcription by RNA polymerase II. NCBI's taxonomy places the organism in Eukaryota, Metazoa, Chordata, Chondrichthyes, Rajiformes, Rajidae. The record is from RefSeq and is a predicted model, not a curated record.
GAACGCCCCUUCGACUGCUCCGACUGUGGCAAGAGCUUCAAGACAGUGCAGGUCCUGAAGAUCCACCAGCGGGUUCACACGGGCGAGAAGCCCUAUGGCUGCUCCAUCUGCGGCAAGAGCUAUGCCGGUUGGUCAGGGCUACAGCAGCACCAGCGGGUGCACAGCAGUGAGCGGCCCUUCACCUGCUCUGACUGCGGCAAAGGCUUCAUGUUGUCGCCGGACCUGUUGAAGCACAGGCGCCUGCACACCGGGGAGCGGCCCUACACCUGCAGCGACUGCGGCAAGGGCUUCACCUGCACCAAAAUCCUGAUGAAGCACCAGCGCACACACACCGACGAGCGCCCGUACACCUGCACCCUGUGCGGCAAGGGCUACAUCUGCUCCACCUAUUUGCUGCAGCAUCAGCAGAUGCACGCCGGUGACCGUCCCAUCCAUAGACCUUUCGGCUGCUCCGACUGCGGCAAGGACUUCAAGAGGGCAGGUGAGCUGAAGAUCCACCAGCGGGUGCACACGGGCGAGAAGCCCUAUGGCUGCUCUGACUGCGGCAAGAGCUUCAAGUCGAAGUAUGAGUUGAAGAGCCACCGGCGGGUGCACAGCAGUGAGCGGCCCUUCACCUGCUCCGACUGCAGCAAAGGGUACAAGUCAUCCUCGGAACUGAACGUACACAGGCGCCUGCACACAGGGGAGCGGCCCUACAGCUGCAGCGACUGCGACAAAGGCUUCAAGUCGUCCAUGGAACUGAAACGGCACAGGCGCCUGCACACCGGGGAGCGGCCCUACAUCUGCAGCGACUGCGGCAAAGGCUUCAAGUUGUCCAUGGAACUGAAAUGGCACAGGCACCUGCACACCGGGGAGCGGCCCUACAUCUGCAGCGACUGCGGCAAAGGCUUCAAGUCGUCCGUGGAACUGAAACGGCACAGGCUCCUGCACACCGGGGAGCGGCCAUUCACCUGCAGUGACUGCGGCAAAGGCUUCAAGUCGUCCUCGAACCUGAAGGUGCACAGGCGCGUGCACACCGGGGAGCGGCCCUUCACCUGCUCCGACUGCGGCAAAGGCUUCAAGACAUCCACGACCCUGAAGGUCCAUAUGCGCCUGCAUACCGGGGAACGGCCCUACACCUGCAGCGACUGCGGCAAAGGCUUCAAAUCGUCAUCAGAACUGAAUGGUAUAGGAGCUGUUGCAGUGGACGGAGAGACGGGAACUUGA